Molecule: messenger RNA, 2767 nt
Organism: Annulohypoxylon maeteangense
Lineage: Eukaryota; Fungi; Ascomycota; Sordariomycetes; Xylariales; Hypoxylaceae
Product: WD40 repeat-like protein
Exons: 2
Coding region: 376-2457 (693 amino acids)
Biological process (GO): transport along microtubule
Cellular component (GO): cytoplasmic dynein complex
Molecular function (GO): dynein heavy chain binding; dynein light chain binding
Source: RefSeq, a predicted model, not a curated record
CGCGAUUCCCCUGACAAAGGAAACGCGCAUCGCUAAGUACAGCUGUAGCUGCUAUUUCAUUAAUAUUUCAUCCAUUACUUGGAAGAUUUCCACCAGCCUUGUUGCCGCUCACAUUUAACAUUACCGCCCAUCAUCCGAACCUCUACGCUUACGUACCCUAAAUAAAAUACCUUGGUCGAUUACAAAGACGUCGAUACUGUCUAUCUAUCUAUCUCUUGUACAAUAAGCAACGAAAUCAACGAAAUCAACGAAACGCACGAAACGCAUGAAACUCCUCGCCUUUCUUCUUCAUUCUAAUAUAAAUCCACAAUCCCUUAUACCCAGAACUUUUAGCAACAGGCAAGAGACCCGGCAUGGGUCUUGGUGGAGGACAAGAUGCAACAACGAAGAGAUGAGAUUCUAGCAAAAAAGGCAAAGCUUGCAGAGCUCAAGCGACAAAGGGAGUUGAGAGCGAACCAGGCGGCUACUGUUGCUAGAACUAGCAUAGGCGGACCCAGCGAUCUUAUUUCCCCGACACCCGGCCGUGAUAAUAGGAAAGUCAUCGAGUCUUUGAUUAAUAGUCUAGUCGGCGAAAGCAGACCUGCUUCAUCUACCACAGGUGUUGCAUCUCCAGGUCUACGUGGAAGCCGACCCAAUAGUGUCCUGAGUGGCGACGACCUGAGCGGUGAGCAUUCGGAGUACGCUUCGCAAUUGAAUGGCCAGUCUGCCUCCUCUCAGCCUCAAAUCUUGACCACUGUCCCUCUCCAAACCAUCUUCGAGUGCCCGCCGUCGCCGGUUAAGGAGAUUUUCUCCUACAGCAAAGGCGUACAAACUACGGAUGACUGGACGCCCCCAGUUACUCGACCGAGAGCAUUUUCCGAACUUGACGACGAGGAGUUGCCCGCCACAACAUCUACUCCCAGCAAACGGCUCAGCAGAUGGAAGCGCGAUAGGGAGGAAGAACUGCGCCAGAACUUGCGACUAGAGAUCGAAGAAGAACUGAAGGCUGCUCGCGAGCUCAUCGCCGAUGGCCCGCUGCAGACCGGCUCCGUUAUUACUUCGAAUUUCCCGGCUAGAGCGUUAAGUAAUGAGGAAUUAGCCGCUGUCGUAGCAUCCGACGACUUUGUCGAUUUUGUCGACCGUUCUACCAAGGUCAUCGAACGGGCGCUCGAUAUUAGUAACGAGUACGAUAUCUUGACAGAUUACUCCCUCCAGGCCCACGACAUCGAGGACGAGGACGAGCAGGCGGGCAAUACAGGCGGCAAAGGUCGCCGCCGGGUCAAGGAAGUUGUACAAUUCUACGAUGAAAGAUGGUCCAAGAAGCGGAUGAUUAGCAGCAUUGAUUUCUCACCUAAGUUUCCCGAGCUUCUGCUCGCAUCUUACACCAAAAACCCAUCUGCCCCCCACGAUCCUGAUGGUAUUGUACAAGUUUGGAAUCAGCAUCUCCACGACCGGCCCGAGUUCCUCUUCCAUGCCCAGUCUGAUAUACUCACUGCCAAAUUUUCUCCUUUCCACCCUAAUUUAAUCAUCGGCGGCACCUAUUCCGGCCAAGUCCUCCUCUGGGAUACCCGGGCCAAGUCUGUCCCUGUGCAGAAAACGCCUCUCACUGGUUCAGGUCAUUCCCAUCCUGUCUACUCUGUUGACAUCGUCGGUACUCAGAAUGCCAACAACAUCAUAUCAAUUUCCACCGACGGCGCUUUCUGCGUAUGGAGCGUCGACAUGUUGUCCCAGCCGCAAGAAUCGCUAACUCUGACUACGCCACCUCCUAACAAGUUCGAAGACCUCGCACCGACCACCAUGGCUUUCCCUCAGGCGGAUCCAACGUACUUCCUUGUCGGUUCAGAAGAGGGAUCUAUUUACCCGUGUCACCGGUACGACCGUGCCGGCGCCAAGGCCGGCGUCGAUUCGCGAGUUUCCUACAAGGGCCAUGCCGCCCCCGUUAUGAGCGUCGAUUUUCAUCCUGCCCAUGGCCCUGUAGAUCUAGGCGACUUAGUGCUCUCCUCCUCCCUCGAUUGGUCUGUUAAACUGUGGAAGGUGCGCGCUCCUGCUGCCACGAGCACCAUCGUCGAGAGCGCGGGCACUGCUGUCCACCCACUACUCGAAUUUGUGCGCGAGGACGUCGUGUACGACGCAGCGUGGUCGCCUGUGCGCCCCGGCGUAUUUGCUCUCGUCGACGGCGCAGGAUCGCUCGAGCUCUGGGAUGUCACUGUUGAAACUGAGAUCCCUGUAGCCAAGAUUAGCCCUACGCCACGUAAAGACGGCCGCCAGCUGCUCAGUAAAAGCUUGAAUAAGGUCGCCUGGGAGGGUAGCGAAGGAAAACGGCUUGCUACGGGUGGUAUUGAUGCCGUAGUCAGCGUCUUCGAAGUUGGUCCCGAUUUAGGCGGUAAAGAGUCGGUUCGGAGCGAGGAAUGGACGAAUGUCAAGAAGCUCGUGGCAAGGCUUGAGGCUGUAAGUGGAGGAGUCAUUAGUUUCGUCUAAACGACCUCUCCCUCCCCUUUUUUUCCCGGUGUUUUUGACGUUAGAGGGUUAGCUUCUGGUUAUAAAUAUCGUGUCAGGAGUCGCUAGUGGGCUACGGUUACCUUGACAUGUGUCUAUGUAUUAUACCCAGCCCGAAGAUGGCAUUUGUCAAAUGAAGAGACGAGAUGGCGGGCAUGGUGUUUGGCUUUCCUAGAUGAGGGACUAGGAUACUGAAGAACUUCUUGACUAAGCGUUAAGACCGUACGGGUAUUUACCUACUUCGCCUACUCUCCAUUUUAUGUCAAAUGAAACCUGUGAUGAAUGUCUUCAA